Acomys russatus (golden spiny mouse) is the source of this 550-nucleotide messenger RNA. It is a transcript of the gene Mrps18c, whose product is annotated as mitochondrial ribosomal protein S18C. Gene Ontology annotation, cellular component: mitochondrial small ribosomal subunit; ribosome. The transcript has 6 exons. Lineage: Eukaryota; Metazoa; Chordata; Mammalia; Rodentia; Muridae. Gene Ontology annotation, biological process: mitochondrial translation. The record is from RefSeq and is a predicted model, not a curated record. Gene Ontology annotation, molecular function: small ribosomal subunit rRNA binding; structural constituent of ribosome. Bases 81 to 506 code for a protein of 141 amino acids.
GCCAGCAGGGGGGAAGAGUACCGGAAGGGACGUAUCGGGGCUUUUAGGGGAAAGGAAAGGAAAAGGAAGGGCGGAGAACCAUGGCAGCUAUGGCUGCUGUGUGCAGUGGUGUAGGGAGGAAGAGCCUGACAGCUACGGCUGUUUGCCUCACGGAUCGCGGAACUCGCACGGCUCUGUGGAGAAGGUGCUGUUCACAGUAUAAACAGGUAACCGGCAAUGAGGACCUGCCAAUCCUGAUGGAAAACCCCUAUAAGGAGCCUCUUAAGAAGUGUGUCUUAUGUGAGAAGCCUGUAGAUUACAAGAAUGUACAGCUCUUGUCCCAGUUUAUUUCUCCAUUUACCGGAUGCAUUUACGGAAGACACAUAACAGGUCUUUGUGGAAAGAAACAGAGAGAAGUAACAAAAGCCAUUAAGAAAGCUCAGAAAAUGGGGUUUAUGCCAGUUACAUACAAGGAUCCUGCAUAUCUCAAAGACCCUAGAGUUUGUAACAUCAGAUACCGGGAAUAACUUUUAUAAAGUUACUGUCAAUAAACCUGUAAGUGGUUACGUCA